Molecule: messenger RNA, 3732 nt
Organism: Ictalurus punctatus (channel catfish)
Lineage: Eukaryota; Metazoa; Chordata; Actinopteri; Siluriformes; Ictaluridae
Gene: xylt1
Product: xylosyltransferase I
Exons: 11
Coding region: 141-2843 (900 amino acids)
Biological process (GO): heparan sulfate proteoglycan biosynthetic process; chondroitin sulfate proteoglycan biosynthetic process
Cellular component (GO): membrane
Molecular function (GO): protein xylosyltransferase activity
Source: RefSeq, a predicted model, not a curated record
CGCGCCGACUCCACAUAGCCCCGUAGCCCGGUGUCGGUGGCGCACGGUGUUGCUGCUCUCUCGGCUCGGCCGCUUCACACGGACGCACGCGCAAGGGAGGGGAAAGGAAACAAACAAAGCAAAGCAAGGCAAAGCAAAGCAUGAUGGUCGGCGGUCCGUGCGCGCGCAAGUCGGCUCGCCGCUCGCGCUCCGCGCUGAUCGCCGCGCUCACCGUGCUGCUAGUGCAGACGCUCAUCGUGUGGAACUUCAGCAGCCUGGACUCGGGGGACGCCGGGGAGAACGGCGGCGGAGGUGGAGGUGCUGGUGCUGGUGCUGGAGGCGGAGGCGCAGGCAGGGAGAAGAGAGACCGGCUCGGUGUGAACAAAGCCUACGGCGAGUAUCCGAGAGGCAGGAGGCAGCAGCUCGGGAAAGCGACCCUGCGCCACAAGCGGCAAUCGGAUGUCUAUUACUCGCAUCGUCCCAAGGAGAAGGUCCGAGUGGACAGCAACAAUGAGAACUCUGUGCCCAAAGACUUGACGGACGAGAGUCCGGACAACAGUAACUUCAACAAGCGGCAGCCCGAGAAGGCCAAGAGCUCCAACGAGCUCGUCCACUACGGCCAGAACAGCACGGGGGCGGGGCUCCGUCAUGACUCUGUCCUCACGCCACUCCCUCCACGCCAUUACAACCAAAAGGUGAAGAGGUCGGUCAUUGCCACGUCUGAUAUCAAAUAUGACCAGCCGCCCAAAUGCGAGAUCACGGGCAAGGAGGCCAUCUCAGCUCUGUCGCGUGCUAAAACCAAGGAGUGCAGACAGCAGAUCGCUGAGGUGUACUGUCGACACAAAGACAAGCAGCUCAUGCCUGAGAAAGUCACUCGCUACUGCCCCCUAGAGGGUAAGGCGAGUGUGAACGUGCACUGGGAGGAAGACUCCAUGGAGACAGUGCCGGCCGUACCUGUGCGUAUUGCCUUCGUGCUGGUGGUCCAUGGCCGAGCCUCACGCCAAGUACAGCGUCUCUUCAAGGCCAUUUACCACACCUCACACUUCUACUACAUCCACGUUGACCAGCGCUCGGACUACCUCCACAGGCAGAUGCUAGCGCUGGCUAAGCGCUACCCGAACGUCCGUGUGACGACCUGGCGCAUGGCGACGAUCUGGGGCGGAGCCAGUCUUCUCAGCAUGUACCUGCAAAGCAUGAAGGACCUGCUGGCUAUGAGCCACUGGCCCUGGGACUUCUUCAUCAACCUGAGUGCUGCCGACUACCCCAUCAGGACUAAUGAUCAGCUGGUGGCUUUCCUUUCCAAGUACCGCAACAUGAACUUCAUCAAGUCUCACGGGAGAGAUAACGCUCGAUUCAUUAGAAAGCAGGGUCUAGACCGGCUCUUCUUCGAGUGUGAUACACACAUGUGGCGUCUGGGGGACAGGAAGAUUCCAGAAGGCAUCACUGUGGACGGAGGCUCUGAUUGGUUCCUGCUGAACCGCGCCUUCGUGGAGUAUGUCAUCAAGACCGAUGACGACAUGGUGACCAGCAUGAAGCGCUUCUAUGCUUACACUCUCCUGCCAGCCGAGUCGUUUUUCCACACGGUGUUGGAGAACAGUCCUCACUGCGAGAGCAUGGUGGACAACAACCUGCGCAUCACUAACUGGAAUAGGAAACUGGGCUGCAAGUGCCAGUAUAAGCACAUUGUGGACUGGUGUGGCUGCUCCCCCAAUGACUUCAAACCCUCUGACCUGCCCCGCUUCCAGCAAACGGCUCGGCCCACGUUCUUUGCGCGCAAGUUUGAGGCCAGCGUGAAUCAGGAGAUCGUGAAUCAGCUGGAUGCCUUCCUGUUUGGAAGUUACCCUCUAGGCACACCAGGUCUUAAAGCCUACUGGGAGAACAUUUAUGAUGAGCCUGAUGGUGUCCACAGCCUGAGUGAUUCCCUUCUCACCCACUACCACUCCUUCGCCCGCCUCGGCCUGGCACGAGCCGCCAACUCACUGCAGGGAGACGCCAACGACAACCGUUGUAGGUACUUUGCCAUGGGACAUCCUGUGGCUGUCCAUAGCUACUUCCUAUUUGAUGAGUUCCAGGGUUACCUGGUGAAGCAUCAAGCCACUAAUCUAGCUACCAGCAAGCUGGAAACUCUGGAGACCUGGGUGAUGCCUAAGAAGUUCUUCAAAUUCACCAACCCACCAAGCAAUUCCAUCAGACUGCAGUUUGCCGAGAUCGGGACAGACUGGGAUGCUAAGGAGAGAAUCUUCCGCAAUUUUGGUAAUCUUAUGGGGCCUCUGGACGAGCCAGUGGGGAUGCAGAAGUGGGCCAAAGGGUCCAACGUGACAGUGACGGUGGUGUGGAUUGACCCCACUAAUGUGAUCGCUGCCACCUACGACGUCUUGAUAGACUCCACUGCCGAGUUCACACACUACAGGCCUCCGCUGAACACACCACUGCGGCCCGGCAUGUGGACCGUCCGUGUGCUGCACCACUGGAACCCCGUGGCCGAGACACGCUUCCUCGUCACACCGCUUACACACCAUAAACACCUGCCCAUCCGCCAAGAUGACGCCUUGAAAGUGCACAACGGCCCAAAAAAGAACAGCUACAUGGAUCAGAGCUUCCACGGGCUGAACCCGAUCCUGAACAUCCCGGUGCAUUUGGGCCAGGUGGAGGAGGCGGAGCAUAAUGCUGGGCUGACGGGUAUGAGGUUGGAGCGCUGGGUGGACGGCCUCGUUGGCGGGGUGUGGCAAGCUGUGGACAUUUGCUCAGCGACGCCCUCUGGCUGCCCUGUCCUGCAAUCGUGCAGAGACACGGCAUGGAGCUCGCUCAGCCCCGAUCCCAAAUCACAGCUUGGGCCUCCCAAAGCUAAUGGCACCAUAAGGUAGCAGGAACGCUACCCAUGCCCUGCAUAUCCUGCUGCAUCGCCAUCGUUUUGCUGUUGAUAUUUUUUGUUAUUUAUUUCUUUCAAAAUUGCUCAGAUAAAUCUGAGCCGUACGGCCCUAGUCGGGUGAGGGGUGAGACAGCGAACCCUGAGGAAUUUAUCAGUUUCAGACUCAGUCAUAUGAGUGCAAUUGAGCUUGGUUUUUUUUUUAUUUAUUAAUUUUGAGAAUUUAAUUAACUGUGAUUGAAAUUUUUGUUAAACUUGAUCCAAAAAAAAAGAAAAGAAAAUUAAGAUGCCUUUCGCAUGGACUUUGCUGGGGACAUUUGCAAGCACAGAACGGACCUCAAUAUAGGUACUGUGACCAAAAGGGAUGCAUUUAGAAUAAGCCUUUUUAUCUAUGGCAACACAGGUAUCCACACACACACACACACACACACACACACAUAUUAUACCAACAGUCUCGGUGCAGAUGUAUCCACUAAAUGCUAAACUGCGGCAUUAAAGGCUAUGAGAUGGGAGUCUCCAGCUGCUCACAGUCGGUAAGGCACUUUGCCCCCAGCCACAGUGGCCCUUUGUGGGCUGGUCUAUAGGAGUAAGCCUUGAGUUAAUUGCCAAGUAUAGUUAAGCUGGGCCACACUCCACAUUUCCACGAAUGCAGGAGCCUAAAGCAGAAUGUGUGUGGGAAGGUUCUUGGAACUGCCAGGCUGUCUGUCUCUCUCUCUCUAUCUGUCUGUCUCUAUCUAUCUCUCUCUCCUGGCUUUUUCGAACUCUUGACUCUACAGCUUGCCUUGCCUGCAGGCUGCCUGACUUGAAAUGGAAAGUGUCAGCUGUGCUGGCACACAAAGGGAGAAAAAAAAAAUAUAAUAAAAAAUUAUUUUAUUCUUUUUACUUUA